AUGGCAGAAUCUGGAGUUUUUCUUGAUCAGGACCAGUUCAGCUGUCCGAUCUGUUUGGAACUGCUGAAGGAUCCAGUGACUAUUCCCUGUGGACACAGUUACUGCAUGGGCUGCAUUAAGGGCUGCUGGGAUCAGGAUGUCAAUGCUGGUGUCUGUAGCUGUCCCCAGUGCAAACAGACCUUCACCCAAAGGCCUGUUUUAAGAAGAAACACCAUGUUGGCUGAAGUGGUGGAGAACCUGAAGAAAAUGGGACUCCAAGCUGAUCCUCCUGCUCACUGUUAUGCUGGACCCGGAGAUGUGGCGUGUGAUGUCUGCUCUGAGACAAAGUGUAAAGCCAUCAAGUCCUGCCUGGUGUGUCUGGCCUCUUACUGUGAAACUCACCUCCAGCCUCACUAUGAAUCUCCUCCUCUUAAGAAGCACAAACUGAUCCAAGCCACUGAACAACUCCAGGAGAAGAUCUGCUGUCAUCAUGACAAACUGCUGGAGGUUUACUGUCGUACCGAUCAACAGUGUAUCUGUCUGCUGUGUACGAUGGAUGAACACAGAGGCCACGACACAGUCUCAGCUGUAGCUGAAAGGACAGAGAAACAGGAGCAGCUUGGGGAAACACAGAGGAAAUCCCAGCAAAGAAUCCAGGAGAGAGAGAAGGAGCUGCAGGAUCUGAGACAGGCUGUGGAGUCACUCAAGCGCUCUGCACAGGCAGCAGUGGAGGACAGUGAGAGGAUCUUUACUGAGCUGAUCCGCUUCAUUGAGAGAAGGCGCUCUGAGGUGAAAGAACUGAUCAGAAAUCAGGAGAAGGCUGCAGUGAGUCAAGCUGAAAGACUCCUGGAUAAACUGGAGCAGGAGAUUGCUGAGCUGAAGAGGAGAGACGCUGAGAUGGAACAGCUUUCACACACAGAGGAUCACAUCCAUUUCCUCCAGAGCUGUCAGUCUCUCUGUGCCCCUCCUGGACCUGGAGACUUACCCAGUAUCAUUGCUAAUCCACAUGUCUCUUUUGACACUGUGAGGAAAUCUGUGUCUGAACUGAAAAAGCGACUGGAGGAUGUCUGCAAGGGGGAAUUGGACAAAAUUUCUGACUCAGUGAAGCUGAGACGUCUGUGUGAAUUCAAAGACGUUCAAGAAGUCGAGUCUGAACCCAGGACCAGAGAAGAAUUCUUAAAAUAUUACUGUCAGCUCACACUGGAUCCCAACACAGCGCAUGGAAACCUCCGUCUCUCUGAGGGGAACAGAGUGGUGACAUGUGUUACAGAGACCUUAUCAUAUCCUGAUCAUCCAGAGAGAUAUAAGUCUACGGAACAAGUGCUGUGCAGAGAGGGUCUGUCUGGAUGCUGUUACUGGGAGGCUGAGUGGAGUGGGAUUUUUGGGGUGAUAUAGGCAGGUAAAGAGGUCAGCAGGAAAGGAGAGAAUGCUGACUGUGGUCUACAACAUAAUGACAAGUCCUGGAGUUUGCACUGGUCUCCUUUUAGGUGCUCUUCCUGGCACAAAAGCGAGAAAACUGAAAUCCCUGUCCACUCCUCCACCAGAAUAGGAGUGUACCUGGAUCACAGUGCAGGAACUCUGUCCUUCUACAGCAUUUCUGACACAAUGACCUUCCUCCACAGAGCCCAGACCACAUCCACUCAGCCCCUCUAUCAUGGGUUUUGGUUGGAUUUUGGUUUACCAUAA
Megalops cyprinoides (Indo-Pacific tarpon) is the source of this 1665-nucleotide messenger RNA. Its product is annotated as tripartite motif-containing protein 16-like. NCBI's taxonomy places the organism in Eukaryota, Metazoa, Chordata, Actinopteri, Elopiformes, Megalopidae. Gene Ontology annotation, molecular function: protein binding; zinc ion binding. The record is from RefSeq and is a predicted model, not a curated record.